GAACAUAAUACCUGGUGGUGGUAUAUAUGAUCUGAAGCCAAGCAAGGGUGGUACUAUAUAUAUUAGUGUGAGAGAAAGAAAGCUGAUGAAAAGCUGAAAGUUAUCAAAAAGCUAAAAGAAAGAAAGGAAGAAAGCUGGUGAUAACCGAAAGAAAGCAAGAAAGAGCUUUGUUUAUCUUUCUCUCUUUCUCUUUUUUUUUUUCUUUUUUUUUCUCCCUCAUGCUUCUUGCUCUCUCUCUUUCUCUCUCUCACCCCCACUGUUUAUAUGUCAAAAUUUUCAUAGCCCUUUAGGUUUUUCUUGAUUCCAAGAAAUUAAACACACUAGCAAAUAAUCAAUUUCGUGGAUUUCUGCCAUGUUGAACGGCAAUAAUCCUUCUUCAUCUACUUCCCAGCCUUUUGCUCCGCCGGAGAACGGAGUUAAUAACAGUAAACGGAAGCGGCGGCCCGCCGGAACCCCAGAUCCGGACGCGGAGGUGGUGUCUUUGUCGCCGAAAACGUUGUUGGAGUCGGAUCGGUACGUGUGCGAGAUAUGCAACCAGGGGUUCCAGAGGGAUCAGAAUCUGCAGAUGCACCGGCGGCGGCACAAGGUGCCGUGGAAGCUGCUGAAGAGGGAGACGCCGGUGGUGAGGAAGCGGGUGUUCGUGUGCCCGGAGCCGACGUGCCUCCACCACGACCCGUGCCACGCCCUGGGCGACCUCGUCGGAAUCAAGAAGCAUUUCCGGCGGAAACACAGCAACCAUAAGCAGUGGGUCUGCGACAAAUGCUCCAAAGCCUACGCCGUCCAGUCCGACUACAAAGCCCACCUCAAAACCUGCGGCACCCGCGGCCAUUCUUGCGACUGCGGCCGCGUCUUCUCCAGGGUGGAGAGCUUUAUCGAACACCAAGACGCUUGCAGCCUGGGGCGGCUCCGAUCAUCCGAUCAGCCGCCGCAGUCGCUACAGCCGGCGGCGUGUCUUUCCCGGACGGCGUCGAGCCCGAGCCCAUCGAGCGACGCCGCUCCGCCGUGGCCGAGCAGCCUAAUGAUAGUGUCAAAGCCGGCCGGCGGCGGCGGAGCAAAAAUAACCGAUUCUAACGCCGCCGCCGCCGCCAUUAAUGCCGCAAAUCCUCAUCAUCACAACCUAGAGCUUCAACUCCUGACGACAACCUCAUCGUCGAGCCGCCUCGACGUCUCGGUGUCCUCGAAGAUAGACGACGCCGACCACUCCACCCAGCUGCAGCUCUCCAUCGGCUCCUCGGACUUCACCGAGCGGACCCACAACGAGGCGGCGGAGAACGAGAAACAGAGCUUCCACGGGGCGAGGGCGAUGAGAGAGGAAGCAAGGGAGCACCUAAGAGCCGCCAUGGAAGAAAAGGCCUACGCAAAGGAGGCGAGACAGCAAGCCAAGAAGCAGAUCGAGCUAGCCGAGCAAGAAUUCGCGAACGCCAAGAAAAUUAGACAGCAAGCGCAGGCGGAUUUGAACAAAGCGCAGGCGCUUAGAGAGCACGCGGUUCGCCAAAUCAACUCCACUCUCUUGCAAAUCACUUGUCAUGCCUGCAAGCAUCAGUUCCAGGGUUCCGCCAUAGUUUCCCGCCCCGACAACGCUUUGGCCUUGAGCUAUAUCUCCUCCGCCUUAAUGGAGACCCGCGACCUAGACGGAAGAAAGUGAUACCUUUAAUUGUCUCUUCAUUCUCUUCUCUGCAUGAAAAUAUGGCUAAAGGUGGUGAGGUGAUCGAGGUGAUGGUAGGAAAUUAAAUAAUAUAAUAUAUGGUGUAUGAAGAAGAAGAAGAAGCUAAGGGUUAAUUAUUUGGUGUUUAUUUGUUUAUUAAAUUGGUGCAUGCUGGAUUUCACGAUGAGGGUUAUAACAAAGCUGCCAAUCUGCCAUUAAUGGAGUAUAUUAUCUACACUCUGAGAUUUCUAGGAUUUGGUUAUGGUCUUCUUCUAUGUAAUGCAACUUCUUCUUCUUCUUAUUUUCUGUUGUUUUUUUUUUUUUUUUUUUUUUUUGGUUCAUUCAAUUGAGUGAAUGAGAAAGUAAGUAAUAUGCGAGAGGGGGAAUUUUGAAAUAAGUUAAAUAUAUUAUCUGGUCUAUGGCUCAAUUUUUGGAGUCGAUAGAUUUUGUGUU
Messenger RNA from Ipomoea triloba (trilobed morning glory), 2098 nucleotides. Its product is annotated as zinc finger protein SHOOT GRAVITROPISM 5-like. Gene Ontology annotation, cellular component: nucleus. The record is from RefSeq and is a predicted model, not a curated record. Bases 353 to 1645 code for a protein of 430 amino acids. The transcript is spliced from 3 exons. Lineage: Eukaryota; Viridiplantae; Streptophyta; Magnoliopsida; Solanales; Convolvulaceae. Gene Ontology annotation, molecular function: DNA-binding transcription factor activity.